Messenger RNA from Lepisosteus oculatus (spotted gar), 1077 nucleotides. The record is from RefSeq and is a predicted model, not a curated record. Lineage: Eukaryota; Metazoa; Chordata; Actinopteri; Semionotiformes; Lepisosteidae.
GAUGGGAGACGAACUGGGAGAUGAGUGGUGGCAAGGAAAUAAUAAUUCAGGUAAGUUAUCUCCCAUGGAAUUUUGAAAGAGAAGUUUCAGAAGGUCCUUCUGAAGAUGAAGCAGACAAGGCUGAAGUGAAGACCCCUGAAAAGAGUGAAACAAAGAAGAGAAAGAGCCAAAGUGUGAAGCCAGCAAAGGCAAAGAAGAAGAAAACAGAUACCGAGUGCUUUGUUGCUCAGAAGACAACUGAUGUUGAAGAAAAGGUCUCUAAGAAAUCCAGAAGGAAAAAGAAGAAGAUCACACAAGUUCUGGCUUCUACAACCCCCAAACCAGGCUGUCCAGCCGACCUGUGGAGACUUAUUGAGGAGCAGUAUUCCGACAGCCGCUCCGCCAUUGAGAUGGAGGAGCUCAAGCUGCCAGAUUCUUGUUUCCUCCCAAGCAAUGACCUAACCCACAGCCUUUCAUCAUUUCUCAAAGAAAUCUGCCCAAAAUGGGCAAAGCUUUGUAAGCAACACACAGAGAAGAAGUCCGUGAUUGUGCUUGUUGUCUGUAGUUCCGCCCAUCGCACCUUGGAACUUAUCAACUAUGUCAUAAUGGUACAAGAUUGUGUAGAUACCAAGAAGAAAAAGGUAGAACAACAGAUGCAGCAUCUGGAAAAAAGUGUGGCACACAUCGGGGUAGGAACCCCUGGCAGAAUUAAAGCUCUGAUAGAGAAAGAUGGCUUGACUCUGAACGCAUUGAAGUAUGUGGUGUUAGACUGGAACUGGAGGGACCAGAAGCUGAGACGAUUGGCUGACAUACCCGAGGUCAGAUUGGAAAUGCUGAAGCUUCUGGAAACUGGCAUCAUUCAGGCCUGUAAAGCUGGAACAGUUAAAUUGGGGCUGUAUUAAGAAAUUUCAUAUCAGCAGCAAUACUGAUACAAGUUUUUCCUCCAGUUUGCUGAUUCCCAAACAAUGCAGAUUACUGUAUGUAGUAUUUUAUUUACUUACAAUCCUUAGUGGAACAUGUUUUAAACAGGCAUUUGUUUUUUUUUUAUGCUGUUCAAUACCAAGGUAUGUUUAUGGAAGCAAAAUAAACCAGUCCCCA